Patiria miniata (bat star) is the source of this 2089-nucleotide messenger RNA. RefSeq names its product death-associated protein 1-like. Lineage: Eukaryota; Metazoa; Echinodermata; Asteroidea; Valvatida; Asterinidae. The record is from RefSeq and is a predicted model, not a curated record. Gene Ontology annotation, molecular function: death domain binding. The transcript is spliced from 3 exons. Bases 157 to 474 code for a protein of 105 amino acids. Gene Ontology annotation, biological process: cellular response to amino acid starvation; negative regulation of autophagy; apoptotic signaling pathway.
AGGCAUUUUGUAAACAGCUGGGUUACGUUUAUUUACGUGGACGUGCAUCACUGCAUCGUGCAUACGUGUGGAUUUUGCUGAAACGGACACACUCACAAACGUGAAACGUUAUUCAGAGCUAGUUCUUCAGACGUAGUUAAAAUCCGUAGUUGUAUUAUGGGUGACGUCGAUGAAAAAGAAUUGAAAGCUGGGCAUCCGCCUGCAGUGAAGGCCGGUGGUAUGCGUAUCAAGCAAACUGGCAAGCAGCCUCAUGAGAAGCCGCAAGAAAUGACACCAGAGGAGGAGGAAGAGUAUGGCCCUGCAACCAGUCCACCCAAGCCGGAUGUGCAGAUGUUGAUCUCUGGAGCGCCCUCUAGAGGCAACAAGGAUUUUCCGCCUGAGGCUGUGCGUGCAUUCCACAACAAGCCCAUGCCUGCGCACCAGAAGAGCCCUCAAGUCAAGCAGAUGCACAACGUACAACAGCCCAGGAAAUAGAUAUCACCUUGACUUGUUUCAUCAUCUGUAAGGUUGAGGAGAGGUGAAGAAAAAAAAAAGGGAAGGGGUGGGGAGAAGGCAAGGGGUGGGGGUGGGUAAUGGAUAAGGGAGGGGCGAAAAGUGGCCAACAUGUUUUCAAACGAAGGAUGAAGGUUCAAAUACAUAUAGUACUCAAUGUGCCUGCAAAUAACAACACAAAGGGCUAUAUGCUGCGUCGCUACAAAAUUGGGAUGUGUGCAUAGAAUAAAAUGAUUCUGUGUAAAGCAAAUUUUGAAAUAUUGCUUGAGCUUAAUAUGGGUUCCAUGCACAAACAAGAGAGGGCACUGUUUGAUUACUUUUGGUGCCCAGUGGAUAGUAUACCGGAUUCAUACCGGAAGUACGCUCCACUUGGUUUAUUCUGAAUGUAUACAAAGCCAUAUAAUUGCAUAAGCGUUGGGCAUCAUUGGCAUUGCAUUCAAAUAUCUCUCCCAGUGGUCUACCCCAGCUUUCCCUUUCUUACCGUUGAGGGGGUACUUGUGCAUGGAGCUCAUAAGCAAAUGACGGCAGCUGAAUUUUACCGAGAUUGUGCAGAACAUAAACAAAAGUAAGUUUCAGCUUUUUGUCGGACAAAAGUGAUCACGUAUUUUGACUUGCAAUCAGAGACAAAUUUCAUGCAGAUGCUAAGCACAGAAGCUGCUUUGCAGAAUGUUUAGCAAAUAAAUAUGAUGAGCGAUCUUUUCUGCUCAGAAGGAUCAUAAAAAUGGGGCCUUUCUUGCUAAAUUUACUAUUGAUCUCACAUUAUACUGGUGAAGUCACUUAAGUGAAAAUGAUUUCCCCAAUACUGCCAAGAUGUCACUAGCCAAGAUCAGUGAUGUCACAUUCAAAGAAAAUCUUCAGAUUGGUUUCAAGUUGAAAAGAAAACAAAUUACUGAAAUGAAAAUUGUUCACGUGUAGUCGGGGGACAGAGGGAAAACAUUUAUUAGUCCCAAAAGUUUUUUCUUAAAAAAAAUGUUUGAGACAGAGUGGUGUUGAUGUUCAUUCCUUCAUUUUUUCUCUUCGUUGAUGAGGCAAAGACAAAGUUUAUGCUUCAGAACUUUUGAAGCUGGAUGGUAUUAGCAAAUGUUGGUUACAUGUGGAAUUGAUGCGCUACAAGAAAAAUGGAGGUGCUUCACAUGUGUCAUUAGUUUUGAGACAUGCAUGUAAAGUCAGUGGUUGUAACUUGAUAUUGUCGUCGGGUGACAUUGCAAUCAGCAAAGUGUUUAUUUGUCAAAGGUACAUUGAUGUGAUCAUGUUUGUAAUUAAGAUGUCACAUGUUGGAAAGAAGUCUGUGUUCUUACAAAGAUUUAUGCAGCAAAAUGGAUUAAAAAUCCUCAUUUAUCAUUGUCUUAUAAAACAAAUAUAUUUCAAGUGAAACUUUUGUUCUGGCAGAAUAUCUUAUUUUUUAUUGUUCUUCAUUUGCAUUGCUUCUUGAUAUUGAAAACCAGAUUUUAAUCUUGUUUGGCUUCAUUAAAAAUCUAAGAAACAAUGAAAGAAAAAUAUUGGUUACAAUAAAAGUUGAAAAAUGAUGAGUUAUCGCCAAAUUAUCAGUAGGAGUGAUGUUUAAAUAAAACAAUCAAAGAAUCAUGUGUGAUAACAA